CGUCAGGCGAACGGGUCAUUCCCCGGAACGGUGGCCCGCCUAGCGGGAAACGCUCGCGUGCUGUUGACAGUUACUUGCAAAGUUGUAAUUUGUACUUUGACAGGUCGGAGCUGACGUGUUUUCGUUUCUUUCGACACAAUCAGGCUCCGCACGGGAAAGCGCUCAUCACCGUGAAAUUGUCCAGUUUUGGCAAGUCGCGUUUUGUUUUAUGUUUUCCGGAGUUUGGAGCGUGGCCGUUGCAAACGUGAUUUUUAUGUGAUUGAGGAAUUUGGGCGCGUGACAAUCGAAAAAUUCAGGUAAAAUGGCUUUGAUGACUAUGAUCGCUCGCGUAAUUGACGGUCUGCCGCUUGUUGGGACGAUGCAGGAUGACGAGCAGUCAGGACGAAGCAUUCUCGAGUACCAGAACCAGGCGAAGAUGCUCUUCCGGAAGCUGGGAUCACACUCGCCGGCGCGAUGCAGUAUUGAGACAGGACCCUAUCUAUUCCAUUAUUUAAUUGAAAAUGACGUUUGCUACCUGGUCAUGUGUGAUAAAAUGUACUCGAAGCGGUUGGCGUUCAACUACUUGGAGGACUUGGCACAGGAAUUCUACAAAAACCACGGGCGGCGCGUGAACUCCGUGACGAGGCCCUACGCGUUCAUCGAGUUCGACAUCUACAUCCAGAAGGCACGGAAACAGCUGACGGAUCGCAGGAGAAACAUAAACACCAUCAACACACAAUUGCAGGACGUGCAGCGGAUAAUGGUGCAGAAUAUUGAUGAUGUGCUGCAACGGGGAACGGUAUUAUCGGAACUUGAUACGAAAACUCAGAACCUAUCUAUUAUGUCGCAGAAAUACAAAAAAGACGCAACAUAUUUAAAUCGUAAAUCGAUGUAUGUGAAAGCAGCUGCGAUUGGAAUAGUUUUUAUCGUUUUCAUUUUAUAUUUUUGGGUUCUAUAGGUCUUUAGUCCUCCUGACAAUAAAUUUAUAUAAAUAUAUUUAAUGAAAAGAGAGAACGCAAAAAACAAAAUAAGAGAUCGAAGAAAGUAUGAGAAAAUACAGAGAAAAAAUAUAGCCAGGAUGAGAGAUAAUAUUCGAAUUUUUGUUUUGUUUCCUUUGCUCCAAUUUUAAAUCAAAUAAGCAUGAAAAAGGGAAUGAAAAAUUGACCACG
Hermetia illucens (black soldier fly) is the source of this 1148-nucleotide messenger RNA. RefSeq names its product vesicle-trafficking protein SEC22b (gene Sec22). Gene Ontology annotation, molecular function: SNAP receptor activity. Gene Ontology annotation, cellular component: endoplasmic reticulum-Golgi intermediate compartment; SNARE complex; endoplasmic reticulum membrane. The transcript has 5 exons. The coding region runs from base 302 to 937 and encodes 211 amino acids. The record is from RefSeq and is a predicted model, not a curated record. Gene Ontology annotation, biological process: retrograde vesicle-mediated transport, Golgi to endoplasmic reticulum; vesicle fusion with Golgi apparatus; endoplasmic reticulum to Golgi vesicle-mediated transport. Lineage: Eukaryota; Metazoa; Arthropoda; Insecta; Diptera; Stratiomyidae.